ACCUCAAUCACUAGCAUCUAAUCCUCUAUCUUCUGUAGUCUAUGUUCGUGAAAAAGAAGGAUCUAAAAGAGGCCAAACAAUGCAUUUAUCUAUAGAGGAUUUGGCUAACUGUAAAUGGCAAAAGAAAAUCAAAGUAUCCCAACCAAUAGAAGAAGAUUCUGAAGCAAAAUUUGGUCUGACUACUCAAGUAUACAGAAAAAGGCAAAGAAAAGAUCAGAGGAAAGAAAUCCCAACUUCUGAAAUCAUUAACCAAAAAGAUAAGUCUGAAAAAGAUCCAAAAGAUUUAGAUAAAAAAGUAUCUUGGCCAGUUUUGUUUCCAGAUAAAGAAUGGCAUCAGAAAGUAUGGCAAAAGAGUAUUCAGAUAGCAAAAGACAUGUUUAAAGUAGAUGGUGCUGAAUAUGCUUUCUUAACCUGGUUUGCAGAAAUAGAAUUCAAAAAAUAUGAAGCUGUGAUAAUUGAAGAGCAAGCCCAAGAAAUUUUAAAUGCAAUUGACAAUAGUGAGUUCUUAAUAAAGAUAAAAUUUAUUAGAAAUGAUUCUGUAUAUAAAGAUGAAUCUCAAACAAUGAUCACUUUUAAAAUUAUUAAUAAAUAUGAGCCUAUUCAUGAAUCAAAAAAGGCAGAUAGAAAAUACAUCAGGGGUGGCCCCAAUGUUAUACUUACAAAGAAAACGAAACCAGGAUUUUGGGUAGGAAUAGAUAAAAAAUUUCUGGUCAGAGAAGUCAAUAAGCAAUCUGAAGUAAAAAGACUUGAUAGCAAUGCAGUAGUUUAUAGAUUAUAUCAAAUCUGA
Molecule: messenger RNA, 787 nt
Organism: Cetraspora pellucida
Lineage: Eukaryota; Fungi; Glomeromycota; Glomeromycetes; Diversisporales; Gigasporaceae
Source: the annotation of a GenBank genome assembly